Saccharomycodes ludwigii is the source of this 987-nucleotide messenger RNA. RefSeq names its product Rho family GTPase RHO4 (gene RHO4). The transcript has a single exon. NCBI's taxonomy places the organism in Eukaryota, Fungi, Ascomycota, Saccharomycetes, Saccharomycodales, Saccharomycodaceae. Bases 1 to 987 code for a protein of 328 amino acids. Gene Ontology annotation, molecular function: GTP binding; GTPase activity. The record is from RefSeq and is a predicted model, not a curated record. Gene Ontology annotation, biological process: small GTPase-mediated signal transduction.
AUGAAUAAAAAUAUGAAAAAUAUUUUAAAUGUUUCCCCUAAAAGAAAUAAUAACAUAUCUAAUGAUUACUUGGAAGAGAGCGGAAGAUCACGCGCAUCCACAAUGCAAUCUGUAAUAACCACUUCAACAACUUCCAACAGAUUACCGGUAGAAUUUAAUCGUACUUUAUCAACAGUGCCAAGUUUUUCUAAACCAACAACAUCCUCUCCAUUAGAUCAAGAUGGCAACACAAUAAACGAUGAGGGCCAUAAUAAGGCUGUUAAACUAGCACAGAAAAAACCAACACACCAUGUUAAAAUUGUUGUGGUUGGAGAUGGCGCAGUGGGGAAAACAUGCUUGCUAAUAACUUACACAAGUGGUCGUUUUCCAACAGAUGCUGACUACGUACCAACUGUUUUCGAUAACUAUGUAACGAAUAUAACUUACAAAGACAAAUACAAUAUUGAACUAGCACUUUGGGAUACUGCAGGGCAAGAAGAGUACAACAGGUUAAGACCAUUAAGUUAUUCUGAUGUGGAUAUUCUACUAGUUUGUUAUUCUGCAGAUAACAAGACGUCUUUUGAAAACGUAAGAGAGCUAUGGAUUCCAGAAGUUGUUCAUUUCUGUCCAAGAACACCCAUAAUAUUAGUUGGAUUAAAGAGCGAUAGAUAUUCUGACAAAUACUCUGAUGCAUUUGUUGACCCAUUAAAGGUAGAACAAAUGGUUAAGAAUAAGGAAUUUGCAAACGUUUUUGUACAUUUGCAAUGCAGUGCUAAAAGUGGGUAUAAUAUCGAGGAAAUUUUUAAUACGGCGAUUUCUACCGUUUUAUAUGACGAGUUAAGAGUUGAUCAGGAAAACGAAAGGAAACAAAAAAACUCAUCCAAUGAUAAUAAUAAUAGCAAGAGCAGAACUCUUUUUACAGUUGGUAAAGAUAAUAACGAUGAUAAACCAAAAUCUAGUUCAACAGGUAGAAAAAAACCUCGUAAAAUCAAAUGUGUUAUUUUGUGA